CACAGCACACACAGCUGCACAGCAUCACACACACACACGCACAGCGUCUCUCAGUGCGCAGCUUCACCUUCAUCUCACACACAGUCAAAACUGAAGAUGGGAAAAAUUAAUGGAUGCCUGAGAUGUCUCUUUAUCUUCUUCAAUGUGGUGUUUGCAAUCAUAGGAGGUUUGCUGAUCUUCGGGGCGGUGAAGUCCACUGCCUACAGCAGCCAGAUGUCGAUGGUCGGGGGUCCGAGCCUGGGUUGGGGUUGGCUGUUUGCCAUCGGCGUCCUUGGCAUCUCCUGCCUGGGAAUCUAUGCAGGAUCCUCCGAGAAAGAACUCGCCCUCAAGAUAUUUGGAGGCUUCAUGGUGGUUGGAAUGAUCAUCAUGAUGAUCUUUGGCAUCAUUACCGUUGUCACAAGAAACAAGGUCAAAGAUGCGCUUCAAAAUUCUGAGAUCAUAAAGCCCUUCUUGGCAGACGAGCAAAUGAGAGCGCUGCUUGAUACACUACAGAAAAGUGUCAAAUGCUGUGGUGUAGCGAGUGUCUCGGACUGGGGUGAUCAAAUCCCGCAGAGCUGUGAGUGCAGCUCUCAAAGUGGAAGUGGAAGUGGAUAUGGAGGAUAUGGAGGAUUUGGAGAAUAUGGAGGAUUUGGAGGAUAUGGAGGAUAUGGAGGAUAUGGAUGUAAACCCAAACCUGCGGAUGUCAGCGGCCCAGACCAAAUCUAUGAAAAGAGCUGUGGUGAAUUCAUCUUUAUGUCAGUCAACUUCAUGUUGAAGAUACUCAUGGGCUUCUUCUUUGGAUUUGCUGUCACCGCACUGAUGGGCCUGCUGGUCACCAUCCUGAUGUACCAUCAGGUCAAACGUCACGACAGCGCCGGAGGAGCGUCGAUGGCCAUGAAGAGCUAUUAAAAGAAACCCUCCACCCCUGACCACUCACCUUUAACCUCAGCACUGUAACACGAGGACUCUGUGGUCAAUACUCAACCUUUUCAUCUUUACUUUUUUACAUAUCUUCUGGCUUUGAAGACAGCGGUCAUGCAGGAAGUGCUGCCUCGCAGGAGUUUUUUUACUUCCAGCUUUUUAUUGUAGAGAAUAUUGCUUGAUUAGCAAACAUUAUUUUUUUUCUGAAUCAUUAUAUGUCUUUUGUGUUAUUUGAUGUUAUGCAGUAUUAUCUUAUCUAACAGAGGAAUAUUGUAGAAAAAGAAGGCUUCAUCUAUGCUCUGCGUUCACAACAUCUGAUUACAGCUUUAAGAACACGAGGAGGUUAUAACAUCCAUUGAUUUUAAAAAGCAACAGUAUAAUAGUUUCCCAUGUUAAGCACUGGUAAAACCAGAAUAUAGCUCAGUGAAGUUAAUUUAUGCAUCUUUGCAUAACUAGUGGUGCUAGAAGCUUGGUGCAUUGACAACUUGUACAGUUAGUUGGUAAACUGUUUAGCCUAGCUUAGCACAAAAACAGCCUAGCUUUAAAACUCUUGUUGCACAAAUUGCUAGUGUAAAACUAUCCCGUUAAUCCAAUCAGAAUCUGCACUGACAAUAACUUUCUGAAUUAUAUCUGAAGGAAUUACCAAAAAAAAGUCACCAACAAAAUGUUUUAAAUCUCCUCGGGUUAAAAUGAGCAGGUCACAAGAACUGUCUCCUGUCUGUGUGUUUGUGGAAAAACUUGCAUAUUUUCCAUGGAUACAUGUAUGUCUAUUACAUUACAGUUCAUUUAGCUGACGCUUUGUCCACAGUCAGCUAACAAUCAUGGGGAUACAACUCCGAACAGCAAGAAUCUUGUAAGUACAAUAGCUUCUAUGUAAGGCGCUUCAACGACGCCAGGAAGUUGAAGACAUUUUUCCACAUGGCUAAAAGGCAAAUCCUAACAAUCUCAAAAAUCUGUAAAAAAAAAAGGUUUUCUUUCUUUGGAGCAGUUAACGUUUGGAAAAUGUAAAUCCCAGCAACCCUUGCAGCACUGACAACUAAAAUUAGAACAUAUGCUAUGUAGAAAAAGCAUCUGUUUCGGUACAAUUAUUCAUGUAGAGGCCAAUAUAAGAUACAACACAACUACAGAGCUUUAUUGAGGAUGUGACAAACCAAAACUGCUCAGGGUUUUCAACCAUUUAUCAAAUUGAAUUGAAGACAUAUACUGUGACAGGAACUGUUUUAUUGUGAAAACUGCACUCGUAUCAUUUCAGAAUAAACUUUAGAGACUGAUUACACCA
Molecule: messenger RNA, 2179 nt
Organism: Cottoperca gobio
Lineage: Eukaryota; Metazoa; Chordata; Actinopteri; Perciformes; Bovichtidae
Product: tetraspanin-8-like
Exons: 9
Coding region: 97-888 (263 amino acids)
Biological process (GO): regulation of vascular endothelial growth factor signaling pathway
Cellular component (GO): plasma membrane
Source: RefSeq, a predicted model, not a curated record